Messenger RNA from Amaranthus tricolor (Joseph's coat), 1573 nucleotides. Its product is annotated as UPF0496 protein At4g34320-like. The transcript has a single exon. Bases 234 to 1370 code for a protein of 378 amino acids. The record is from RefSeq and is a predicted model, not a curated record. NCBI's taxonomy places the organism in Eukaryota, Viridiplantae, Streptophyta, Magnoliopsida, Caryophyllales, Amaranthaceae.
CCUCUUUCUCACUUUCCCUUAACUUGCUCAACAACAUUUUCCUGAGUCCCCAACUCAUUCCUUUUUCAGCAAUUCACACCUAUUUGAAGCUUACAACACAUGAUUCCCCAAUACUCUUUACAUUAUCAUAUUAUGAUUCAACUCCUAAUCCUCUUUUGAUUCUUCCCUAUACUAUAAGUACCAAUCAUUUUUAGGGUUCAUUUACUUGCACUUUCUCUGCGCUAACUCCAAAAAUGGGUGCUAAAUCAAGCAAAAUACCGUCAAAUGAUGCAAACCCACCUGUAAAUGAUGAAAAUACAAACACCCAGAUGAACAAUAAUGAAUUAAGCUCUUAUUUACAGGCUUGUCAACUCGACCCAGAUGUUCAAGUCUUCGAUUCUCACCUCCAUGAACGCACUACUCACAUCAUUAAUUCCCUUACUAAUGUUGGGGAUGAAGGUUUUGAGGUUCAUUCUUUAUCCCUUGAUUCUCUUAGACAAGUUGCUGGUUGUUUAAUUGAUAUGAAUCAGGAAGUUGUUAGAGUAAUUUUAGAAUGCAAAAAAGAUAUUUGGAAUAAUCAGGAUUUAUUCGCUUUAGUACAAGAUUAUUUUGAGUAUAGUGUACAAACCCUAGAUUUUUUUACCGCCCUUGAUAGAUGUCUCAAAAGGGUUCGUGAUCGUCACAUAAUUAUUCAAGUUGCUUUACAUCAAUUUGAAGAUAAUUUCGGAAAUGGUGAGAAUUUUUUGCAGGAAUUAAGGAAAUUUAAGGAAGCUGGUGACCCUUUUACUGAGGAAUUUUUCAGUAUUUUUAAAUCUGUUUAUAAACAACAAGUACAGAUGUUUGAGAAAUUGCAACUUAGAAAACAUAAGCUUGAUAAGAAAUUGAAAUCAUUGAACAUAUAUAGGAAGGUUUCAAACAUAAUAUUUGCAGCCACAUUUGUGGCAGUGAUUAUAUGUUCUGUGGUUGCUGCCGCCAUUUCGGCCCCACCGUUGGUGACGGCUCUGGCUGCUGCCGCCUCUGCUCCGAUGGGGGGAAUCGGUAGGUGGAUGAAUUCAUUGUGGAAGAAGUAUGAGAAGGAGUUUAAGAUUCAGAGGGAGUUAAUUAACUCGAUGCAAGUCGGGACUUACAUUGUAAUCAAAGACUUAGAUAGCAUUCGUGUUCUUGUCGAUAAGUUAGAGAUUCAAGUCGAAUCAAUGUUAGCAAAUGCUGAAAUCGUGCUUACCCAAGAGGGGGAAGUUACGAAGGUGAUAGAGGCGAUCAAGGUUAAGCAAACGGAGUUUUUGGAGGCUAUUGAGGAGCUUGCGGAGUAUGGGAACAAGUACAGCCGAGAUAUAAGAAGGGCUAGGACAGUGAUCCUGCAACGGAUCAUCAAGCAUCCGAAUGAUGAUUGAACCGGUUAUUCUAUCUAAUGUUUGUUGCUGUAUAAUACUUGUUAGAUUCCAUGUUUGUGUGACUUUGAAGAAUGUAGCAUCAUUAACAGGUUAAACAUUGUUGGGGUUGAUUUGGAUGUAGGGUUCCUAGGCUAUUGCUAGAUUUGUUGAUCUGUUUGAGAGUUAUGUACACUACAUUUUCACUUAAUGGCUAUGAUUUAAGA